AGUUUAGAGAUGGACAAAUAUUUGGCUGCAACGACUAAAAAGGUUAGCAAUCACAUAUAUGAUGAUGUUGCUUUUGUUAUUCUCUCAAAAUUACCUCUCAAAUCUUUGUUUCGAUUUUGUUGUGUACGUAAAUCAUGGUCUGUCUUGUUUCAAAAUUCUUAUUUCAUGGACAUGUUUCGAAGAAAUUUCUUGUCUAAGGAUCAUCCUUAUUAUAACGAUACAUCUCUCCUCUUAGAUCAUAGUGCACCGUGGGAUAACGGCUACAAACCGUCUGUGUUGUAUUCUCUCUUUGGUGAGAGGUUUGAGAAUACAGUUAAGAUAGAUUGGCCAAAUCCAUAUCAAGUUCCACAUUAUUUUAGAAUUUAUGGUUCUGUUAGUGUUAAUGGCAUUUUUUGUAUUGAAGACAAUGGGAGAGUCGGGAGUUUUGGGCAAAGUCGUAGUGUUACAGAAUUAGGGAGAAUCGUACUGUGGAAUCCAGCUACCGAUGAAUGCAAAGUCAUUCCUCCUAGUCCUUUUGCCUUUGAAUCUCCUUGUUGGGAUCCGUUAAUUGAAUUUCAUGGAUUUGGUUAUUGCCAAGGUAGCGAUGACUAUAAGGUGAUUCGACAUUUAACAUUUUUUCCUUUAUCCGACGGAGAUUGGGAAGAGACGUGGAAAGAUGGAUAUCAUGAUUCCUUGUGGGAGAUAUAUUGUCUAAAAAUUAACCGUUGGAGAAAAUUUGAUUUAGAUAUGCCUACACAACGUAUUGGGGGUGCGGGUGUGUACACGGAUGGAGUGUGUCACUGGUGGGGUGAAAGUGAAAUUGAUGAUGAAGUUUAUUUGGUGUCAUUUGACUUGAACAAUGAGACCUUUGUGAAAACAUCCAUACCUUCAAAUAUGGAUUAUAUUGAUUCUGCAAUCGUGUUUAGACAUUUAAACAUGUUAAAUGGAUCAAUUGGAUUUAUUUCAAAUUACGCAGAGACAAGUACUUUUCAUAUAUCAAUUUUGGGUGAAGUUGGAAUCAAGGAGUCAUGGAUCAAACUCUUUAUUGUGGGUCCUUUGCCCUGCGUUGAACAUCCGAUUGGAAUUGGUAAGAAAGGCGAUAUAUUCUUUAGGAAAAAAGAUAAUGAACUAGUAUGGUUUAAUUUAAACACCCAGAAAAUUGAAGAGCUUGGUCUUAAGGGUGGCAGCUUUUCUUGCCGGAUAUUGAUUUAUAAGGAAAGUUUUCUACCAUUUGAAAGAAAAGAAUAAACAAUUAGUUUUGUUGUUUUAUUUUUAUUUUUUGC
Trifolium pratense (red clover) is the source of this 1262-nucleotide messenger RNA. RefSeq names its product F-box protein CPR1-like. Gene Ontology annotation, molecular function: protein binding. Bases 10 to 1227 code for a protein of 405 amino acids. The transcript has a single exon. NCBI's taxonomy places the organism in Eukaryota, Viridiplantae, Streptophyta, Magnoliopsida, Fabales, Fabaceae. The record is from RefSeq and is a predicted model, not a curated record.